GAACGAUACACUUUUCACUUGCAAACACGAAAAGUUUUUCGGAAUCUUUCUUUUAUGUGAUUUUGAUAGAUACUCAUAUCGAAUAUCUCGUUCGUUCAGUAAUUGCGUUAUGUAUGUCAAUCUUUUGACGGCGGCUAGUCUCUGUGCUGUGGUGUUUGCGAGCCCGCACUUGGAUAGACGCGAGGAUGCUGAUACCUCCGCUAUAGCCUCCAGCAUCUCCUCUCUCUCCUCCGGUCUCAUCCCCAACCCAUCCCUCGCCGCUCAACUAACCAGCAUCCCCGCCUCGGUCCAAGCUCUACAAUCCUCUCCCUCAGGCCUCGCACAACUCGAACAAGAAUUCCUCAGUUCCAUCCCCGCUUGGUAUACUUCUCUCUCCCCCGCCGCUCAAUCCUAUAUCCUCAGCGCCGGCCCCGCAAAAGCUAGCAUCUUCUCUCUUGAAUCCCUCUUGGCCGCUGCACCCGCUCCCACCUCCGCCCCCACCGCGCAAACCAUCACCGGCAUCAUCAACGGCACCACAGCCGCCCUGAUCCCGAUCACGGGCUCAGGAGGCCUAACAAUAGCCAGUACUGUGAGUGGAAAUAGUACGGUGACGACGAAAAAAUUGAGCGCAACGUCUACCACGGCGACGGAGACGCAAGCGAAGACUACGGAGACGAGCGUGAAGACGAGUGAGACGGGGAAGAAUAGUGCGGGCUCCCCGAGUCCGAUUGCGAGCUCGAGUAAGGCUGGCGCGGCGCAGGUUACGGGCGUGUUGGGUGGGGUGGUGAUGGGCGCGGUGGGAUUGGUGUGGGUUUUGUAGGGGGUUUGAGAGGGCGUGGGUUUUAUUGGAUUGUGGUGUGGUGAGGUGAGGUGAGAUGAGGAGGAUGGUGGGAUAUAAUUUGAUGUUGUGAUUGGCGACUGGUGCGAGUCGGUUAUUUAUUAAUAUCUCUUCA
Messenger RNA from Botrytis cinerea B05.10, 932 nucleotides. RefSeq lists its product as hypothetical. Bases 110 to 799 code for a protein of 229 amino acids. The record is from RefSeq and is a predicted model, not a curated record. NCBI's taxonomy places the organism in Eukaryota, Fungi, Ascomycota, Leotiomycetes, Helotiales, Sclerotiniaceae. The transcript is spliced from 2 exons.